AUGUCAUUGUUAAGACCAUUAAUCAAAAAUAACAAUAACAAUUUUUUCACAAAGGUAGUGAUUGAUGUAAGCGAUGAUAAUGCAACUUUACCUUUUAAACAAGCAAUCUUUUUAGAAGAAGAAGAUUUGAAUCUUUUUUUAGUAGGAUAUCGCUUUCAUAGAUAUCGUUUUUAUAUUUAUUGUCUUCUAUGCAUUUUGACUUGUGGUGGUUUCUACCUUCUUGGUAGAUGGAUUCCAAAACUGUGGUUAUUGUUGGUUGGUGAUGCUUGUGAAUUGGGAAAAGCUGAAUUGAUAGCAGUAAAGGAUCAAUGUGAUGAGAUUUCUAUUGAACAUGUUGUUAAAAAAUAUUAUGGCGAUACAAUAUCCUCGGCUUUCUCGCCUGAUCAAUUUGAUGAAGUUGAUACUACCAGACUAUCUACUUAUUCAUCAGAUGAAAUUCUACAUUACAUACAUUAUUUUGAUUAUCGACAUAUUCGAUUCAUUUAUCACCCUAAAUUGGAAAAGUUCCUACAAAAUAGUUAUUGGAAAGAUCCUUCAUGGGUAUCCACCAAAUUACUUAAAAAUGGAAUAACUCGUGACACUCAUAAUGCUCGUGAAAUUAUAUUUGGUUCAAAUUUGAUAGAUAUUCAAGAAAAGUCUGUUUAUAAACUAUUGUUGGAUGAGGUUCUAAAUCCAUUUUACAUAUUUCAAGCCUUUUCGAUGCUUCUUUGGUUUUGUGACCAAUAUUACUAUUAUGCCACUUGGAGACACGUAUCUUCAGAAAAUUUAGUGCCUGGUGAUGUAUUUGAAAUUUCAGACCCGAAACUUUAUGUUUUCCCUUGUGACGCAGUUUUAUUAAGUGGGGAUUGUAUUGUGAAUGAAAGCAUGCUUACUGGCGAGUCAAUCCCUGUAUCAAAAUUGCCUAUAACAGAUGCUGCAUUAAGAUUAUUGGAUUUGUCAUCUGCUAAUGUCAUACCUGAGGUUGCCAAACAUUUUCUUUUUGCAGGAACAAAAAUCGUUCGUGUCCGAAAGCAGAAAAUUGGUGUAAAUUCUUCAGGAAGCGAUAGUAACUUUAUGAUAGAUGAUGAGAGUGCGGCAUUGGCUAUGGUUGUAAGAACUGGUUUCAAUACAACUAAGGGAUCUUUGAUUCGAUCGAUUUUAUUUCCUAAGCCAAACAGUUUUAAAUUUUAUCGUGAUUCCUUCAAGUUUAUAGGAAUAUUGUCUGCUAUUGCUUCCAUUGGGUUUAUAAUAAGCACUAUUAAUUUUAUUAGGAUGAGAGUUAAAGUAUCUUUGAUCAUAUUGAGGGCACUUGAUUUAAUCACUGUUGUGGUUCCUCCAGCAUUACCAACUACAAUGAGUAUUGGUACUAGUUUUGCUAUUCAAAGAUUGAAAAAAUCGGGGAUAUUUUGUAUUAGUCCUCCAAGAGUUAAUAUGGGAGGAAAAUUAAAUGUAAUGUGUUUUGACAAAACUGGUACUCUCACGGAAGAUGGAUUGGAUGUGUUGGGAAUCAGAUAUGUAGAUUAUAGCAGCAACAGAUUCUCGGAGUUAUAUACAAACAUUGAAACCCUUUGUCCAAAAAGUGAUAAUGAUUCUUUGGUUAACAUGAAAAACGUUUUUCCAAAUUCAAAAAUCGAACCGAUUUUGUUUGCUAUGACAACAUGCCAUUCUCUUAAAUUGGUGAAUAACGAAUUGAUUGGUGAUCCACUUGAUUUAAAGAUGUUUCAGUUUACUAAAUGGAUAUUGGAGGAAAGUGGGCAAGGAAGUUCAACUGCCAAUUCAUUGGGAGUUACAAAUGGUUCAUCUCCAAAUAGUCCAAUAACUGGUGGUAUAGUGCCAACUGUUGUAAGACCUCCUGGUGGCAGACAAUUCGAUUUAACUGACAUUUUAGGUAAUGAAGAGCGUAAUAGUGAAUCAAAGGCAAAUCAACUUUUUGAAUUGGGGAUUAUUCGUACUUUUGAAUUUGUUUCAUCAUUGCGCCGUAUGAGUGUACUUGUUAAACGACUUAGAAGUAGUACUAUAGAAGUUUAUGUCAAAGGUGCACCUGAAGUAAUGAGAGAAAUUUGUGUUCCGGAUUCAUUUCCUACAGAUUACAAUGAAUUAUUAAAUUACUAUACACAUCAUGGAUUUCGUGUCAUAGCGUGUGCAUAUAAAAGCUUUACUGAUUUGAGUUGGAUGAAAGCACAAAAGAUUAAAAGAGAACAGGUUGAACAAGGCCUGCAAUUUCUUGGGUUAAUUAUAUUUGAAAAUAAAUUAAAGCCUGGUACAGCCCCUGUAAUCAAUACUCUUAAAAAAGCAAAUAUGCGACAAAUUAUGUGUACAGGUGACAAUGUAUUGACUGCAAUUAGUGUAUCUCGUGAAUGUGGCUUAAUUAAUCCGGAUGGAAAGAUAUAUGUUCCGCGAUUUUCCCAAGGUACUUCAUCAGAUCCUCAAACAACAAUCAUUUGGGAAAGUUUGAAAGAUGUGAAUGAUCUUUUGGACUCGGAUACUUUGAAGCCUUGUUUAUCAAACAAUAAUUUAAACGCACCUCCUGUAGGUCUUUGUGAUUAUACCCUUGCAGUUACAGGAGAUGUUUUUCGAUGGAUAGUUGACAACUGUGAUGAACUUAUAUUAUAUAGAAUGCUUGUUAAGGGGCAUGUAUUUGCUCGAAUGUCACCAGAUGAAAAACACGAACUAGUAGAAAAACUGCAAGAAAUGGGAUAUUCUGUUGGAUUUUGUGGUGAUGGAGCAAAUGACAUUGGUGCACUUAAAGGUGCAGAUGUUGGAAUAUCAUUGUCAGAGGCAGAAGCAUCUGUUGCUGCUCCUUUCACAAGUCGUAAAAUGGAAAUUGAUUGUGUUAUAGAGGUUAUAAAAGAGGGUCGUGCAGCUCUUGUUACUAGUUUUAGUUGUUUCAAGUUCAUGACUUUAUAUAGUAUUAUUCAAUUCACUACAGUUAUGGGACAAACGGGACCUUAUCAUAAUAUACAUCCUAAACGUCCAACUGCAAACUUGGUAUCCAAAAGUGUCCUUACUCCACUUUUAGGUCAAAUUUUUAUUCAAUCUGGAUUUCAAUUCUUUGUAUUUUUACUUGUAAGAAGACAGCCGUGGUAUAGACCACCUAAAUACGAUCCAGAUGACGAAAAAAUUAAAUGUUACGAAAGUACUGUCUUAUUUUUAAUAUCGUGCUUUCAAUACAUACUAAUGGCAAUAGUAUUUAGCGUUGGGCCUCCAUAUAGAAAACCUAUAACGAGUAAUGAGGAAACAAAUAGCGAGUUAGAAAAAACCUGUGGGAAAUAG
Entrophospora candida is the source of this 3252-nucleotide messenger RNA. NCBI's taxonomy places the organism in Eukaryota, Fungi, Glomeromycota, Glomeromycetes, Entrophosporales, Entrophosporaceae. The record is from the annotation of a GenBank genome assembly.